Molecule: messenger RNA, 699 nt
Organism: Pichia kudriavzevii
Lineage: Eukaryota; Fungi; Ascomycota; Pichiomycetes; Pichiales; Pichiaceae
Exons: 1
Coding region: 1-699 (232 amino acids)
Biological process (GO): vesicle-mediated transport
Cellular component (GO): intracellular membrane-bounded organelle
Source: RefSeq, a predicted model, not a curated record
AUGCCAGCGAUACGCCCACACAAACCUUCUACGUAUUCUCAGCUGCGGAAACUUGCCCGUGGUAUCUCUCAUGAGUUGAAAAGGAGAGAUUCCUUUUAUUAUGGAGAUGAUGGCUCGGAUGCUGCAAGGUAUGCAUUUUUUGCCUUUGCAGUUGUUGCUCUAAUAUUGUUUAUCUUUUUCACAUGUGUUGUCAACAAAAGGAGACUAAGGACUGGUAGAUCACCCAUUAUUUCGUCCUAUCUAGCGCCUCCGAAUUAUCAGCAAUCUCAGUCGCAAUAUAAUGCAAAUACAACUGGUGGUGCAAACUUGCCUACGUAUACUCCCAAUGCCAAUCCUUCUCAAGAUGUAGGGUACUACGAUAAAAAUGGUAAUUUUAUACCGGCUAUUAAAGACUCUCAGGGCAAUGUCUUGAAUCCCAACCCCGAUCUUGUCAAUAAUUCGACAAUCAACAAUACUGGUGUUGAGUUGUCAACCGAUAUCCCCACAGCUCAUACCCAACCUCCUAAUAUUUAUGAACCACAGUCAACUAAUGACAUGACUUACACAAGACCCAAUGGCCCUCCUCCAACUCAAACAUAUAAUACGUCGCCUAUCCAAAUGGGCACUUCUUCUAGUAAUAUGAAUGAACUUGAUGACGAUCCUGAAUUGCCCCCUUACGAAGCACCACCCUUACCCGAGAAGAGUCACUAUAGAGCUUGA